Cladophialophora carrionii CBS 160.54 is the source of this 1467-nucleotide messenger RNA. RefSeq lists its product as uncharacterized. The transcript has 2 exons. The record is from RefSeq and is a predicted model, not a curated record. Gene Ontology annotation, molecular function: protein binding. The coding region runs from base 1 to 1467 and encodes 488 amino acids. NCBI's taxonomy places the organism in Eukaryota, Fungi, Ascomycota, Eurotiomycetes, Chaetothyriales, Herpotrichiellaceae.
AUGGCGAAAGGAGACUCGGACGACACACCGGUCCAAGUCACUGUGACAGAAGGCCCUUCUGCUCAGGAAUGGGCCUCAAUCAAGGGAGUGUUCGUCGAAUUGUAUGUACAUCAGGGGAGGAAGCUAUCUGACAUCCAACGCCUCUUGGCCGUUGAAUAUGAUUUUCACGCGACGGAGAAGGCGUACAAGAGACGCAUCACGCAGUGGAAAGCAUACAAAAACUACAAGUCGUCGGAAAAGAAAGCAGUCGCAGAGUCGUCGACCCAAUUUUCCGCAAUCCAUCAUGCCAUCCCUUCGGCCUCGCUACACGGGAAGCCUAUCAAGUGGGAUAGAAUCAAGCGCUUCAGCCGACCUCCAGGCGCCAAACGAUCGCGGCGAGCGGCCGGAGUACCACCGAUAGGAGAGAAGAUCCAGCUGGAUCUGCACCCUGACAAUUUGCGCCCGGCCGUAACCGUCGACGAAAGAAUCCUGUUCCUGACCAAGUCCUACUUGGAUUGGAACAUCUCCAAAUGGUGUCCUCUCGGAAUCGGCAAGUCCAGCCUAGAUGCCGACCACCAUCAAGGCAAGCUCAAGGCCCCAGGGGAAGAACCCUUCGCGCUCUUAUUCAACAAAUGCUUUUACAAUGCUAUUCCACUGCUGCUGACAAACAGAACGUUGGAGGCGUUCAGAGAAAUCAAUCUUGCAUGUAGUCUUGCAACGCGCUGUCUGCAGCUGUCGCCAUACUGGGUGUUUCUUCGGCUUCUGCGCUUAUACUCGUACCCUCUCUGGAGUCGCUUCCCGGACGUGCGUCGCCAGAUUGUCGGUUUCCUCCAGGCUUUGGCAUCUCGCACCCUUCCCAACGGCCACGCCCUCAAGCCAUUACUGGAGAUGUGGGUGCAGGAGGAAGUGGGGGCCGAUGCAGGCCGGGUAGCCUCCCUGCUUCGACUCUCUUCAGACACGUUCGGUCCAGCCAGCGGACUCGACGCCGAAGAAUGGGCGUGGAUUCAGGACGAAAUCUGCUCGCUCAACUAUCAGCGGAAGGAGCUGCAUGACGCCUUGCGAAUCGCCCGUAGGCUCUCGGAGGAUCCGAAGGUGCCCCGUGGCGUUCACAUCACGUCCCGUCAGAUGGUAGCACGGUACCACCUGCAGCACGGGCACAUCGACGAAGCGGAGUCCAUUCUUCUCCAAACACUGAGAACGUGUGCAGAGUGCGACACCGAAGACGAGAAGGCACGGUUCCUUCAACAGACAUACUCCGAUCUAGGAUACAUCUGGCACGUCAGACAAGAUCGAGUUCGCAGCCUGCAAUAUUAUGAGCGAGCGCUCGAGAAGGCUAUUCAAGUGAACAAUGGCGCGAAUACGAACUCGUUACGAUGUCGCAUUGAGACGCUUACGCUGCAGCGUGAUCAAGGCGAAGCCGUGAGCCAAACGAAUGAACAUCAAGACAGUAGUUGGGCACUGUGGGCGUUCUGCCGGCCGUAUUCGUGA